Paramecium primaurelia is the source of this 2853-nucleotide messenger RNA. NCBI's taxonomy places the organism in Eukaryota, Ciliophora, Oligohymenophorea, Peniculida, Parameciidae. The record is from the annotation of a GenBank genome assembly.
GCUUCGACUAGAAUGAGCAGUUAAGAACUACAUAAAUAAGCAAUUAACGAAAAUGAAAUAGCAUAUGAUUCAAACCAAGCUACCAGCAAGAAGGGUCGUAAGCACAAGAAACUAGAAGACAAAUAAGAACUCAAAAAGCCAAUUGAUGGAAAACAGUAGUUUGGUGAUAAGUCUAUAUGUCGACUCUGCUAAGUAUCAACUAUGUCUACACUUACUAUUAUUUGCAUUCGCUGUCAUUUCAAAUACCAUUAGGAAUGUAUACGCAAAUAAAACAAAGAGCCUCAAUUUUAGGAUGGAAUUAAAUGGCAUUGUUUGUCUUGUAUUGAUAGGAUAGCAAAGAGAAAACUCAAGGAAUCAAAACCAUAAAAAAAGAAACAAUGCAACUAAAUACAAGAAUUCUUUUAAAAAACACUUCAACCAUAAGAAGACAAAAUCAAAAAGCUUACUGAAUUUUAAAUUCUUUAUCCUACUUAUAUAUAAUAAGGUAGAGUAACCUUUCCUAUCUUGGAUGAAUAUUUAACAGCCUAUUAAGGUUUGUUUAAUAUUGAGCCUAAAAAGAAACCCGCCCUUCGUAUAGACCCGGCAAUUCCUUAAGAAAUUUUUGAAGAUGUACUAAAAAUUUGGGAUUCAUACAAUAAUAUGAACGAAAUUAUAAGUGACAUUCUUCAAGAACAAUAAAUGGAAAGUAUGUAUAUAUUCCAUAUUAUUUUUAGCUUAAUUAUAGACAAAUAAUAUUGGAACUUUAAUUCAUUUUUAAGAUAAUCAUACAUUAUAUAAUCAAAAAUCAAGGAUAGAAAUCUAUCUUACUUUAUAACAUAAUCCAUAAGAAUUAAUCUUAUUUUUUUGUUAUUUCUAUCUAAAAUAACUUAUUGAAGAUUUAGAUAUAGAAUAAAUGCAAAAAUAAUAAUAUGUAUUAUAUAUAUAUAAUGAAGAAAAUACCUUAUUGGCAACUUAUGGGAUAUUUGUGGUAUACUAAUAGAUAGAGGUAUUAUCAAUUGAUAAGAGAUGAUGUUAAAUCCUUACCAACCAAUAUUUUUAAAUAAGGAAUUUUAUAUUUACCAGAUUAUUUAAUUGAUUUUGGUGAUUAUAAAAAUAUAAAUAAAUUGACAAAGUUAGUAAUAGCUUUGGUUGAUGGAAUAGAAACAUUAAAGAGAACCUAAUUUCUAUAUUAAUAUAGAACUGAAAAUAUACUUACCAAUAAUAGAAUGAAAACAUAAUUAGGAAUUCAAAUUAAAGAGCAAAGAAGUAAAUAGAUGGAAAUAAAUAAAGAAAUUAUAGAAUCUGAUGGGAAUUAUCAAAUGGCAAAAGUAAAAUAUUUGGCAAUUUUUUAGUCUAAAUUAUUAGAAGAUGGAUUAAGCAGAGUUGAAACACAAAAAUUUAUUAAAUAAAAGGAAAGUGCACAAAAGUAAUGUCAAAAAUUAAAAUAAUAAUCUUAAAAAUUAGAAAAGGAAAUAAAUAUAUUAAUUGAGAGAUUUAAUUAAUAAGAGAAAGUAUUAUUAUAAUUAAUAUAUUUAAGGAAUUGGCUAUCAUAUAAAUUUCAUCAUUAGUAUUAAAUCCUUCUGUGUUUUUAGGAUAUGAUAACAAGAAUAGUUAAUAUUAUUUCUUUCUUUGGGAAUCAGACAAAAUAUUUGUUUGUAUGAAACAUUCUAUAAUUGAUGAUGAAGUUUCUUAGUGGGGUUAUUAUGAUAUAACAGAUAUAAAUAUAUUAAUGGAGGUAUUUUGUCAAAAAGGAGUUAAAGAAAAUUCAUUAAGAAAUAACAUUUUAGAAUUAUAAAGAGCAAAGUUAUUGAUAGUUUAUUAAAAUAAGGAAGAAGAGGAAUAAAAGGAAGAUAAAUUAAAGAACUCACAAAACAAUAGUGAAAUUGAUGAUGCAGAAAACAAUAGUAAUAAUAGUGUUAAGGAUAAUAAUAUAAAUAGUUUAGAAAAUUUAGAUAUUGAUAUGUUAAUAUAGGAAUUUUUAAAUAUUGAAAAUAUGCUGACUGAGUAUCUAAAUCAAAGAAACUCAAGAUGGUGCAGUAGUGAAAUUAGAAAUUAAUUUUUAAAGAGUUUUCAAAAUGUUAUUGUAAAAAAAUUAGAUAAGAAUUAUAAUGAAUAAGAUCUUGCUCCUUUUUGUAAAGCAAUAGAAUAUUUUGUUGAUAAUACUAUGUUGUAAGAGAAAUUAGAAUUAAGACCUGAAGAAGAAGUUAAUGAAGAUGAAAAUCUUUAACUAAAUAAAGAUGAUGAAUCAUAUUAAUAAUAAAAUAGAAAAAGAAAAGUUGUUGAAGAUGAUUCAUCUGCUGAAUAACCAUUAUAAACAGCUCUUUAAUAAUUAGAAUAAUUAGAUACAGGAAAAGUGAGAAUUAGAAAAUUGCCAAUGAAAUUGUUUGGCACUUAUUAUGAAACUUUAAGAUUAAAUUUAAUAGAACAAUUAAAAAAAGAUUGUAAUCUAGUCAAAUUGAAAAUAUGUUUAGAAAUUCUUGGUUAAAUAAUUUAAGACUAUUUAAAUAGAAAAAUUACAUAAUAAAUAGUGACACAAAUACCUGAUAAAAAAAAAGUAGAGGAAAUAAAUGUUAAAAAAUAAAUACCAAUUGAACCUAUUAUAGAACCAGAAAUUAAAGUGUAAAACUUAAGAUAAAGGGUUAAGUUUUAAUAAUAAUCAAUAUAUAUGGAGAGUAAAUGGGAUGAUAAAUGUAAGAAAUGUGGAUUAGGUGGUAAAGUUAUUUGUUGUGAUACUUGUCCAAAAGUAUUUCACACCAAAUGUUUAGGACUUAAAGAAGUACCAAAAGGAAAGUGGAAUUGCUUAGUGUGUUUAAGUAAUUUUGAAAGAUAAGUCAAAACCAGAGCAACUAUAAAAAAAUUAGAAAAUCAUUGAAC